GCUGCCUCGGACGCAGACGCAGACGGUCGGCGUGAGAGAGCGAGCGCGCGCGCUAAUUAGAAAAACCUGGUGAAGCAAUUAAGCGCGAGGAGAGAAGCAGCGCACCGAUUGUAGUGCAGAAGAGCUAACUUAGUGCUCCGAUCACCUUGGCACCAUGAGUUGGAGCUUUCUAACCCGUCUGCUGGAUGAGAUAUCCAACCACUCCACCUUCGUGGGGAAGGUCUGGCUGACUGUGCUCAUCAUCUUCCGCAUUGUGCUGACGGCCGUUGGCGGCGAAACCAUCUACUAUGAUGAACAGAGCAAAUUUGUCUGCAACACACAGCAGCCUGGUUGUGAGAAUGUGUGCUAUGAUGCAUUUGCGCCGCUCUCACAUGUCAGAUUCUGGAUCUUCCAGGUGAUCAUGAUCACCACCCCAACCAUAAUGUACCUUGGAUUUGCCAUGCACAAGAUUGCCCGCAUGGAAGAGACGGACUUUCGGCCGGGCCCAAAGCGGAAGAAGAGGAUACCAAUCAUCAAGCGUGGGGCUGCGAGGGACUACGAAGAGGUAGAGGACAACGGAGAAGAAGACCCAAUGAUUGCUGAAGAGAUUGAACCAGAAAAGACAGACAAAGCAGAACAAAGCUCAGAGAAAAAACAUGAUGGUCGCCGGCGGAUCUUGCGUGACGGCCUGAUGAAAGUCUAUGUGUGCCAAUUGCUGUGGCGCUCUGCCUUUGAGGUGGCCUUCCUUUUCGGGCAGUAUAUUCUGUACGGCUUCGAGGUGAUACCCUCCUACGUCUGCACUCGUUCUCCGUGCCCGCACACGGUGGACUGCUUUGUUUCCCGUCCCACGGAGAAGACUAUCUUCCUGCUGGUGAUGUACGUCGUGUCCUUUCUCUGCCUUCUCCUCACCAUCCUGGAAAUCAUCCAUUUGGGUAUCGGCAGCAUCCGUGACACUUUCCGCAGGCGGGCCACCCUCAACACACGCACUUCCCGUCCACCGACCUCACGCUCCAUGCCUACAGCUCCACCAGGAUACCACGCCACCAUGAAAAAGGAGAAAAUGAAAGAGCUGAGGGACUUGCCAAUGGGUGAUUCUGGGCGAGAGAGUAUUGGGGAUGAGGGCCCCUCGUCCAGGGAGCUGGAGCGGUUGAGAAGACACCUGAGGUUGGCCCAGCAGCACCUGGACCUUGCCUACCAGGUGGAUGAAGGAAGUCCUUCACGCAGCAGCAGCCCAGAGGUGAACACAGCUGCACAGACUGCUGCAGAGCAGAACCGUCUCAAUUUUGCCCAGGAGAAGCAAGGAGAGGCGAGCGAGAAAGGUAAAGAAGACGCUCGGGCCUCCAUUCGACACACUGAAUUUGACACAGAUGAACCAGGAGGGAUACAUGCCUGAGCGUGCUUCCUGCCUCAAACGUCUGUCCUUUCAUUCCUACUGGCCUUAAACACAUGGGGGAAGCACAUAUGGGAAUGCAGUCAGACCACUGAGGGAGACCAAAGUGUGUGUAAUGUGUGUGCGUGUGUUUGUGUGUGGGGAUGAGAGAAAUGUGCCUUUCAGUAUUAGAGGUCAGUUGAAAACAAAGAAAUGCUGACCGAGCUGUGUUGUGACAAAUGGUUAAUUUCCACGACUCUAAACUUGAAAGCUUGCCGACCUACAUCCAAACUUUGACUGUGCCUUUGGCUAGACCUCGUCUACCCCAUGUUCUUUCGUCAUCUCUGUUUUUUGUUGCAUUGCAAUAACCUGUCCAUUUAAGACCACGCAAGGAUUAUUGUAAGCUUCAGCUGAGUGUAUUUUUUUUCUUUUUUUGUUUGGUUCACAAGAG
Pelmatolapia mariae (spotted tilapia) is the source of this 1799-nucleotide messenger RNA. RefSeq names its product gap junction gamma-1 protein-like. The transcript has 5 exons. Gene Ontology annotation, cellular component: connexin complex. The record is from RefSeq and is a predicted model, not a curated record. Gene Ontology annotation, molecular function: gap junction channel activity. Gene Ontology annotation, biological process: cell-cell signaling. Bases 155 to 1372 code for a protein of 405 amino acids. Lineage: Eukaryota; Metazoa; Chordata; Actinopteri; Cichliformes; Cichlidae.